CACGUCGUGGCGUUUCCACGCUAAGCCCAAAUUGCUACGGGUCUCGUUGAAGCACGUCAAAGAGAUUCCACCACCUGAACGUGCUCCCUCUCCCCUUUGCAAAACCUUCCGUCCAUCAAUCUAUUCCGCAGUUGUAUCAACGCAAACAUCGCGGCGCGUUAAUCCAGCAUCGAAAUUGGCUCUGACAGCUUCUUCCAAGCUGAGCCAUUGCCCCGAUCGAUAUCGAUAGAUUGAGUCGUUGGACGCGUCUUGCUGGCGCUGGUCGCGUUAAUAGGUUCAAGGGAACAAACUCUUCGCCAUGGCGCCUAUUCUCCCACACAACGGCGCUGAUCCGGACGCGUCAAUGUCCGAAGCUCCUGAUCACAGCCGCAUAGACGAAAUGGACAUUGAUACACCCGACUAUACCGAUUCCGAUACGAAUCCCAACACGACUGCCAGCAGCAUUGCGGGCGAUCAUCUCACUGCCGAUGGAAGAAAACGACGCUCAGAAGCUAAUCAGCUUCGUCGCAGCAUCUUCGGCCGAAAGCAUGAUCGCCUUGGUGAAUCCAAGGAAGAUGAUAGCAUCCGAAGAUUCCGCUACUUGCUCGGACUAACCGAUUUGUUCCGUCAUUUCAUCGAAACCAACCCCAACCCCAAGAUCCGCGAAAUCAUGGAAGAGAUUGAUCGCCAGAAUGCCGAAGCUGCUGGCAGCAAGAAGUCCUCCAAGAGACAAGGCGGCGCCACUAGUGACCGACGUCGACGUACCGAGGCUGAAGAAGAUGCUGAACUCCUCAAAGACGAGAAGCAUGGUGGCUCAGCAGACACCGUGUUCAGAGAAUCACCCUCCUUCAUCCAGGGCACCAUGAGAGACUACCAGGUCGCUGGUCUUAACUGGCUAAUCUCACUCCACGAGAAUGGUAUCUCUGGUAUUCUCGCUGAUGAGAUGGGUCUCGGAAAAACCCUACAGACUAUCUCAUUUAUGGGCUACUUGCGACACAUCAUCGGCAUCACUGGCCCUCACUUGGUUAUUGUUCCUAAAUCUACUCUUGAUAACUGGAAGCGAGAAUUUGCCAAGUGGACGCCCGAAGUUAACGUUUUGGUUCUGCAGGGAGCCAAGGAAGAACGUCAUGAGCUUAUCAACGAGCGACUGGUUGAUGAGAAGUUUGACGUCUGCAUCACGAGUUACGAAAUGGUUCUCCGUGAGAAGUCCCACCUCAAGAAAUUUGCGUGGGAGUACAUUAUCAUUGAUGAGGCUCACCGUAUCAAAAACGAAGAAUCCUCCCUAUCACAAGUCAUUCGACUAUUCAACUCCCGCAACCGUCUGUUGAUUACCGGUACACCCCUCCAGAACAACCUGCACGAACUCUGGGCGCUACUCAACUUCUUACUCCCGGAUGUCUUUGGUGAUUCGGAAGCCUUCGAUCAGUGGUUCUCUGGACAGGACCGUGACCAGGACACUGUUGUUCAACAGCUCCAUAGAGUUUUGCGUCCCUUCUUGCUCCGACGAGUCAAGAGUGAUGUUGAGAAGAGUUUGCUUCCCAAGAAGGAGGUCAACCUCUACUUGGGCAUGUCUGACAUGCAAAUCAAGUGGUACCAAAAGAUCCUGGAGAAGGAUAUUGACGCCGUCAACGGCGCUGGUGGUAAGCGCGAGUCGAAGACGAGACUUCUCAACAUUGUCAUGCAGCUACGAAAGUGUUGCAACCACCCUUACCUUUUCGAGGGUGCCGAACCCGGCCCGCCUUACACCACAGACGAGCACAUCAUUUACAAUGCAGGAAAGAUGGCUGUUCUAGAUAAGCUACUUGCCCGCAUGCAAAAGCAAGGCAGCCGAGUCCUCAUCUUUUCGCAAAUGAGCCGUCUUCUUGACAUCUUGGAAGAUUACUGUGUUUUCCGCAACUACCAAUACUGCAGAAUCGAUGGUAGUACCGCCCACGAAGACCGUAUUGCCGCAAUUGACGAAUAUAACAAGCCUGGUUCAGAGAAGUUCGUCUUCCUUCUCACGACGCGAGCUGGUGGUUUGGGUAUCAACCUGACAACUGCCGAUAUUGUUGUCCUCUAUGAUAGCGAUUGGAACCCACAGGCCGAUUUGCAAGCUAUGGAUCGUGCCCAUCGUAUUGGUCAGACGAAGCAGGUGGUUGUCUACCGCUUCGUGACAGAUAAUGCAAUUGAAGAAAAGGUCCUCGAGCGUGCGGCGCAAAAGCUGCGCUUGGAUCAGCUGGUUAUUCAACAAGGUCGAGCCCAACAAGGCGCAAAAGCUGCUGCAAACAAGGAUGAGCUGUUGUCCAUGAUUCAACAUGGUGCUGAGACCGUUUUCCAAACCAAGGCUUCCACCGGAUCCGCCGCUAAUGGAGGAGAUUUGGAUGACGAUGACAUUGAAGCCAUUUUGAGCAAGGGUGAAUCAAGAACAAAGGAACUUAAUGCCAAGUACGAAAAGCUGGGCAUUGACGAUUUGCAAAAAUUCAGCUCUGAAUCCGCUUACGAGUGGAACGGCGAGAACUUUGCCAACACCAAGAAAGACAUUGGUAUGAACUGGAUCAACCCGGCCAAGCGUGAACGCAAGGAGCAGUCUUAUUCCAUGGACAAGUACUUCCGACAGGCCAUGUACCCCAACCCCAAGUCAGACAAGCCGAAGGCUCCUCGUGCACCUAAGCAGGUACAUAUCCAGGAUCAUCAGUUUUACCCUGACCGUCUCCGCGAGUUGCAAGAGCGCGAGACUGCCUUCUACCGCAAGGAAAUCGGCUACAAGGUCCCCAUCACCGAUGGCGAAGAUGAUACGUUGUCUGAGCGAGAGGCAGAGCGAGCUCUUGACCAACAAGAAAUCGAUAAUGCCACUGCACUGACAGAAGAAGAGCGUGAGGAGAAGGAAGAACUCUCUACCCAAGGCUUUGGUCAUUGGAGCCGUCGUGACUUCCAGCAGUUUAUCAAUGGCUCUGGCAAGUUUGGACGCAAGGAUUACGCCGGUAUUGCUACAGAAAUGGGCAGCAAGGAGGCGGACGAGGUCAAAACAUACGCUGCUGUCUUUUGGCAGCGCUACACGGAAAUCACGGAUUACACAAAGCAUCUCAAGGUCAUUGAGGACGGUGAAGAGCGCACCCGCCGUAUUGAGCAACAGCGAAAGCUUCUCCGCAAGAAGAUGCAACAAUAUCGCGUCCCCCUGCAGCAGCUCAAGAUCAACUACUCGGUGUCCACCACAAACAAGAAGGUGUACACGGAAGAAGAAGAUCGUUUCUUGCUUGUCCUGCUCGAUCGUUACGGCAUCGACUCUGAGGGCCUGUAUGAGAAGAUGCGCGAUGACAUCCGCGACUCGCCACUCUUCCGCUUUGACUGGUUCUUCCUCAGCCGUACACCCGUCGAGUUAUCGCGUCGAUGCACCACUCUCAUCACUACUAUUGUGAAGGAGUUCGAGGAUACCCCCAAGUCUAACGGCAAGGGCAAGCGUGAGCCUGAUGAUGAUGAUGAUGACGAUAGCGUCCUCGGCAUGGCUCCUGCUAAGAAGAAGUCUAAGAACGGCGUUAAGAACAAGGCUAUUGAUAAUGUGAAGUCGAGCAAGGCUAGCUCUGCUGCUCCAUCGCGCGCCUCGAGCGUUGCCUCUACCGGCUCUGCCAAGGGAAAGAAGAACAAUGUCAACAAGAAAAAGAAAUAGAGGGGCUUAUUUUUAAAUUUAUGAAUGGUGUACGGUAGCUUCUGUCUUGACUCUUUUGAUCAAGCGACUUGUUGUGUGGUUAUUUGGGUCUAUGAUGGAGGAUCUGGUUUGAUUUUCAAAGAGUCUUUGGAAGACCAAUGGACGGGUUUAUUUUUGUUAAUGUUCUGGCCUUGGUUAGACAGACGGCGUUUUUGCUCAAAAUUGAAAUUUACUUAUUUUUUAAACCCUUAUUUGAAUUUU
[Torrubiella] hemipterigena is the source of this 3862-nucleotide messenger RNA. The record is from the annotation of a GenBank genome assembly. Lineage: Eukaryota; Fungi; Ascomycota; Sordariomycetes; Hypocreales; Clavicipitaceae.